AUGGCACCGCAGACGAAAGAGGAGAAGCUCGCUCUCAUUAACGAGAACCUCGAGGAGGUCCUCGACCCUCAGAUCAUUGAAGAGGUCCUGGACUCGGGUCGCAACGUGAAAAUUUACUGGGGAACCGCCACCACGGGAAGACCUCACUGCGGCUACUUCGUCCCCGCCACCAAGAUCGCGCAGUUCCUGGCCGCGGGGUGCGAAGUCACCAUCCUGCUCGCCGACAUCCACGCGUUCCUCGACAACCUCAAGGCGCCCCUCGAGCUCGUCAACCAGCGUGCCAAGUACUAUGAAUUCAUCAUUACGUCGAUGCUCAAGGCCGUGGGCGUGCGGACGGAGCAGCUCCAGUUCAUCUACGGAAGCUCGUACCAGAAGAACGCCGACUACGUCAUGGACGUCUACCGGCUGAGCUCGGUGGUGUCGGAGCACGACGCGAAACGCGCCGGCGCCGAGACGGUCAAGCAAUCGAACAAUGCGCCGCUGAGCGGUCUCCUGUAUCCCAUUCUGCAGAUCCUGGACGAGGAAUACCUGAAGGUUGAUGUUCAGUUUGGAGGUCGCGAUCAAAGGAAGCUGUUUGUGGCAGCAAAGGACUGGCUUCCCAAGCUUGGAUACAAAGAGCGCGCUCAUUUGAUCAACCCGAUGGUGCCAGGCCUCCACGGUGGUAAGAUGAGCUCGAGUGACGAGGGUAAGCGCCAGAAUAUCUCUUUCCCCUUUGAAGUCAAGAUCGAUCUCCUCGACCCCCCCGAGGUCAUCACCAAGAAGAUCCGCAAAGCCGAAGCGGCCCCCCGGGUCACCGAAGGCAACGGACUGCUAGCCUUUGUCGAAUACGUGCUAUUGCCCACGUCGGCACUCCUCGGCCAAAAGGAGUUCCGCGUUGACCGACACGAGCAAGAGCCGCUCAUAUACACAGAUGCGAAGAAGCUAUACGAGGACUAUGCGAACGAAGUGCUCACGCCCCAGAUGCUCAAGCCGGCAUUGUCCAAGGCGCUCAUUGAGCUGACGGCGCCGAUCCGCGCGGCGUUCGAGGCCUCGGCCGAGUGGCAGGAGGUGACAACAAAGGCCUACCCGCCACCGGAGGAGAAGAAGAAGAAGGUCAAGAAGGUCAAGAAUAAGGGCACACACUACCCCGUUCGGCCGAAGGAUGCCCAGGGGCAGGAUGGGGUGCCGGCCGAGGAACAACAAGAACAACAACCAGCGCAGAGCCAAGAGGCGGGUCCGGAAGAGAAGGCUGCAUGA
This is a messenger RNA of Sodiomyces alkalinus F11, 1236 nucleotides long. RefSeq names its product tyrosyl-tRNA synthetase. Gene Ontology annotation, molecular function: ATP binding; tyrosine-tRNA ligase activity. NCBI's taxonomy places the organism in Eukaryota, Fungi, Ascomycota, Sordariomycetes, Glomerellales, Plectosphaerellaceae. Gene Ontology annotation, biological process: tyrosyl-tRNA aminoacylation. The transcript is spliced from 6 exons. Bases 1 to 1236 code for a protein of 411 amino acids. The record is from RefSeq and is a predicted model, not a curated record.